Molecule: messenger RNA, 1835 nt
Organism: Nerophis lumbriciformis (worm pipefish)
Lineage: Eukaryota; Metazoa; Chordata; Actinopteri; Syngnathiformes; Syngnathidae
Gene: dnajc1
Product: DnaJ (Hsp40) homolog, subfamily C, member 1
Cellular component (GO): endomembrane system
Source: RefSeq, a predicted model, not a curated record
ACAUCGCGUGGCCAAAAGCAGAAGCAAAUUACGCCGUCAGAACGUCAGUGAAAGGCUUUUAUUCUGACAGCGCGUCCGACCCGGGUGUGACUGGCGAACAACUUCCGUGCCAGUGACCCGCUGAGCUGGCUGUUCAGCGCGGUGUAAUUAAGCAGCACACGAUGGCGGACUGGGUCGUGUUGCUCUCCGUGCUGGUGCUGUCUGCGUGUCCUCCCUCGGCGGCUUGGGACGCCGACAUGGAGCUUCUCGACCUCGUCGAAGAGAUCCCGGAGACCUUCUACCAAUUUUUGUCGGUGGAGCAGGAUGCCCCAGCAGCAGAAAUCAAGAAGGCGUAUCGACGCUUGUCCCUCAUUUUGCACCCUGACAAGAACAAGGAUGCAAAUGCAGAAAGCCAAUUUCGACAGUUGGUGGCCAUUUACGAAGUCUUAAAAGAUGAAGAGAGACGAAACAGGUAUGACGACAUCCUGUUGAACGGACUACCUGACUGGCGUCAGCCCGUCUUCUACUACCGACGUGUGAGGAAGAUGAGUAACAGCGAGUUGGCCUUCCUCCUCUUCCUCAUCCUCACCGUGGGGCACUAUGUCGUCCUUUGGUCCAUUUACCUGGAAAAACAGCUGGAUGAGGUGUUGAGUAAAAAGAAGAAAGAAAAGAAAAAGAAGAUCAACUCUAAACUGGCAGAAGAAGUCAAGUGGACAACACCAGACCGUCCCGACAGGGCUCAGGAGCGCCCCCACUGGCAGGACAUUCUUCCUCUGAAAGUCAGCAUGUGGAUUUACCUGUCAAUCAAACACGCGCCACAAACCCUGCAGGAGGUCCAACAGUUCUACAAAGACUACCAGCAGAUGAAGCAACACCAGAGGGAAGAAGAAGAAGCUCAACAGGAAGUUGUGACCAGAGAGAAGAGGCCGAAGGUGAAGAAAGCAAAGAUGGACUUUCCUGUUUAUGUCCCAUCAGAAGAUGAGUUGAACUUUCAAAGUUACCAGCAGGCGGCAUCCAUUGAGGAAGUAGAAGACCAGCUGGAUGAAUGGCUGCAGGACCAGAGGCAUGCCAAGAAGAAGGCUUCAGAGUGGAGCGAGGAUGACAUCAGCCUACUCAGCAGAUUGAUGGGCAAAUUUCCAGGAGGAACACCAGGACGCUGGGAGAAAAUCGCUCUUGAGCUGGGAAGAUCUGUGACUGAUGUGACCACCAAAGUCAAACAGGCCAAAGACAACGUCAACCUCAGCACAGGUCUCGUCAAGCUGUCUGAGUUGAAGAAGCCCUCUAUUCCUGCAAGGUCACUUCCUGUUCCUGACUGUGUGAUGACACAAAGAGUGGGCGUGGGCAGUGGCGAGCCGCAGGAGGAAUUGAUUCCGGUGGCCAAGAAAAGGAACAAGAAGAACCUGGUAGCAGCAAAUGAAGGGGAGCUCCGUGUCAGAGCUCGGCGACAGAAAGACUUCCACCCCGAAGAGGAGGAUGAGGAGGUAGAGCCUCAAGAGAACAAACCGGACUUGAUGGUUUGGACUCAGAACCAACAAAAGCUGCUGGAACUGGCCCUGCAACAGUUCCCCAGAGGAACUGCCGAGCGCUGGGACUGCAUCGCCAAAGUGGUGCCAGGGAAAAGCAAGGAGGACUGCAUAGUUCGUUACAAGAUCUUGGCGGAACUUGUCCAGAAAAGGAAACAAGCGAAGAGCUGAUGAAGUCUGACUUGGCCUCCCACUGUGACCCCCGACCUUCCGUGCAUCAAGUGGCUCCUGAUUGGAAGAUCGUGCUGUUUGUCACAUGACUCGGACUUCAUUGCUUUAUGUGCCUUAUGUCCUCAGCAUUACAGUCAGUGAAUAAAAAUAUUUAUUAUUAAA